AUGCGUUUCACUCAGUUCUUCAACUACCUUGCUGUCGGCUCCCUUGCCGGCAUCGCGGCUGCCGCUCCGUUGGGAACUCGGACCCUGGAGGUCGAGGCGGGAGAGCACUUGGCCUCCCGUUCCACCAACGCAGUGGUGACCGUCAGCGCAUUGGCUGUCUCUAGCGUCAACGACAGUGUUGGCAAGAGCUCGGGCUCGAACUCUUACAAGAAGUACACCGGCGAUGGUUCGACGGCUGAUGGAUGGCCCGCCAAGUCCGACUGGCUUUCCUUCGAUGCGAUGUGGGAGGCCAACAAGGAUUCUAUCAUAGCCAAGUCAUGUUCCAACAAUGGCUGGGGCCAGGACAACUCGGCGACCGAGACCGCAAACAUCAAGAGCGCCAUUGAGAAGGUCGCUAAGGAGUCCAAGGUCGAUCAUCGCUUCAUUCUGGCCGUGGUUCUGCAGGAAUCCAAGGGCUGUGUCCGGGUCCCGACUACCGCCAACGGUGUGGGCAACCCUGGCCUCAUGCAGAGUCACCAGGGUACCGGUACUUGCGCUGGAAAGAGCACCUGCUCUGACUCGGAGAUUGUCCAGAUGAUCCGCGAUGGAGCUAUCGGAACUUCCGCCAGUGGUGGUGAUGGCCUCGCUUCUCUCCUGGACCUGGCCGGUCGGACUGGUGUUGCAGCCUACUACCGUGCCGCCAGACUGUACAACUCUGGCAUAAACUCCCUUAAGUCCACCACCAACCUGGACCUUGCCUCCGGCGCCACUUCUUGCUACGCCUCUGAUAUCGCCAACCGUCUCACUGGCUGGACGACGGCUACCUCCAGUUGCUCUAGCUGGUAA
Aspergillus niger is the source of this 825-nucleotide messenger RNA. RefSeq lists its product as hypothetical. The coding region runs from base 1 to 825 and encodes 274 amino acids. The transcript has 4 exons. NCBI's taxonomy places the organism in Eukaryota, Fungi, Ascomycota, Eurotiomycetes, Eurotiales, Aspergillaceae. The record is from RefSeq and is a predicted model, not a curated record.